Messenger RNA from Notothenia coriiceps (black rockcod), 3385 nucleotides. It is a transcript of the gene fosl2, whose product is annotated as FOS like 2, AP-1 transcription factor subunit. Gene Ontology annotation, cellular component: nucleus. The transcript has 4 exons. Gene Ontology annotation, biological process: regulation of transcription by RNA polymerase II. The record is from RefSeq and is a predicted model, not a curated record. Lineage: Eukaryota; Metazoa; Chordata; Actinopteri; Perciformes; Nototheniidae. Bases 498 to 1544 code for a protein of 348 amino acids. Gene Ontology annotation, molecular function: RNA polymerase II cis-regulatory region sequence-specific DNA binding; DNA-binding transcription factor activity, RNA polymerase II-specific.
UUCUUCAUAGUGCCAUUGAAGUGAGUCAUCUGUAGGAAGUGUGGUAAAAAGGAAAAGAGAAAAAAAAAGUUAGAACUGUUCCGUGAACAGCACAGAGCUCAGAUAGAGUAGCGAAGUAUUCCGCAGAUUAGCGACUGUUAACCUGCGUGAGUCACUCUUAAUACAGGCUCACUUGUCUCAACUGGAUUUGACUUUAGGUUCAAGUUUGCGCACCUGAGAGGGUCUAUAGUGUAGUUUACCUGAAUAAUAAAAAGCAUUAUUAAAAAUAAGAAACAGGAAGCACAGGAGAAAAUAUCUAAAUAGCAAUAUCUGAACGAUGUUUUAGGUGAGUUUAGAGGAGCACCUAUUUCCAACGAUUCUCUGGAUAUCCCAAAUUAACAACAAGCCAGAGGAUUUUUUUCUUCUUCUGUUGGUGCCUUUUUUCUGCGAGGAUUUAAAAAAAAAGGGGGGGUUUCAGAUUCAAACAGUUUGCUGAAAUCUUCCCUCCUCCCUGGACCAUGUACCAGGACUACUCCGGGAACUACGACACGUCGUCCCGCGGCAGCAGCACCUCUCCGGCCCAACAGGAGUCCUUCACGAGCGGCAGCAGCACGAUCGGAAGUCCGAUCUCUACCUCAAGCUACCAGAAGUACAGGGUCGACAUGCCCGGCUCUAACAGUGCCUUCAUCCCCACCAUCAAUGCAAUCACCACCAGCCAGGACCUGCAGUGGAUGGUGCAGCCCACCGUCAUCACCUCCAUGUCCAACCCGUACUCUCGCUCCCACCCGUACGGCCAUCACAUGCCCAACGGCCCGGGGAUGCAUGGACACAACACGCUGGCCCGGCCCGGGGUCAUCCGCUCCAUCGGGGACGCCAGGGGCCGACGCAAGAGAGAUGAACAGCUCACCCCGGAGGAAGAGGAGAAACGGAGAGUAAGGCGUGAGAGGAAUAAGUUAGCCGCCGCCAAAUGCCGCAAUCGCAGACGGGAGCUCACAGACAUGCUGCAAGGGGAGACUGAGAAGCUGGAGGAGGAGAAAGCCGACUUGCAGAAGGAGAUCGAGGGCCUGCAGAAGGAGAAGGACAAGCUGGAGUUCAUGCUGGUCGCCCACAACCCCGUGUGCAAGGUCUCCAUCGACGAUCGCCACCCGUCAUCGGGGCACCAGCAGCACUCGCAUCACCAGCAGUGCGCACCCCUCCCGCUAACCAUGCGCUCCAACAUGGGCCCCCGGGCUCAUAACAAUCACGUGGUAGUGAAGCAGGAGCCGGACGACCAUGUGGACAAGCCCCAGCGCUCCGUCAUCAAGCCCAUCUGCCUGGGCGGAGGCGUCGUCAGCGGAGGCAUGUAUUGCACAGAUGGAGACAGCCUGAACACUCCGGUGGUGGGGGCGUCCACCCCGGCCGCCACGCCCAACGCGCCCAGCCUCAUAUUCACCUACCCGAGCAUGCUGGAGCCCGAGAGCCCCUCGCCCUCCUCCGAGUCCUGCUCCAAGGCCCACCGGCGGAGCAGCAGCAGCGGGGAUCAGUCUUCAGACUCCCUCAACUCCCCCACCCUCCUGGCCCUCUGAGCGGGGGGUUUUGCUCGGCUCAGCUGAGAAACAAACACUGUGGCUGACGGCAACAUGAGAAUCAACUGCCGCUCCUCCUCCCCCCUUUCAGUGUCUUGUAAAGACCCGUAAGCACAUUCAAAAGUCCAGACCAAGAUGACCAUGUGAGCCCUUCUCCGCAUGGAGUCCCACAAGGGCUACGCCACGUGUUUCUUCUUUUUCUGCUUCACUGUAAAAAAUAUAUAUAUUCGUAAAGAGUGUGUGCAUCAACCCCAUAAAAGUGUCAUCUCUUUGCCAUUUCAACUCCAGAGUGUCGACUUGUUUACUGGGAAGACGAAAAUAAAGAAGGACUUGCCUAAAUCUCGGAAUCGUGAGAGCGCGUUCGUAAUAUAUUUUUUUGAAAAUGUUUAAAAAGCCAUGUGUCCGACACUUGCACUCUGCCAAGACGAAUCAAUAAAUCACUAAACGAGGUCAGUGUUCCACUGGAAUUUCUACUUGAGGAGAGAAAGAGACUUCCUCUCAUCUCCUUUUCCAUUUAGAUUUGUCAGUUCGUAACUUGGACCUUGAUUCAGGAAUCACUACUUAGUGUGUACACAUUUCUGACGCUAUUUCCAUCUUUUUAUUGUAUUUAUGGCCUGUGCUGAUAAUAUUUUACAAAGUGUUUUGUUGAGACAUUGUCCUCUCCUUAAUCUGCCUGUAGAAAAGCAAAACGGUCAUCCUCACGGUGGCCAAAGCCCUCCUCAGUGUUGCAAAGGAUACGAGCCAACUUUCAAUCAAUGAACAGUUCUUCAAUACUCUUCUAUACCUUCUAUGUUGCCAUGGUGGCUUGACUUUACAGUAUUGGUGUGCUUUUUCUCAGUGAUUCUGUACCUGAACUUUACAACCUGUUAAUGGCAAAGUGUAUGUGAUUGACAUUGAUGUCAGGGAUAUCUCUCAUGUGUAGUAGAACCCCAUCAUGAAGAACGUUGCACAUUGUGUCACAUCGAGAACGUCUUUUCGCUCAAAACUUUGAACGAACCCCUCCUACGCUGGAUUCUUUCUGACCUUGUUUCUGUGUUUCUCUAAAUAAAAGGUCUUACCUAUUUUUCAACACCGCCUCUCAGGGCAGGUCAGGUUUCAAAAAGCCAAAAAAGUUGUGUUUGAUACAUCCUGUAAUUCGUCCGUCUUUGUCUGAAAGGAGGGUUUUUUGCUCAAAUCGAAAAAAGCAACUGUGGUCUAGACUGUCGCCAGCUGCCAAUGAUGUCAACCCUGUUUAUACUGUGUUUGUAAAUCUGUCACUUUUAGUAAAGAAAUGAUGUUUAAAUUUAAGUCAGAUGUGCUGAUUUACGGGUGUACGAACAUAUGCCAACAUCGAGGUACUCUGUGGAGACUUAGUGGAAGCCGUGUUGACUUUAAACAAAAGGGCCAGACGUGGUUCACUUUUUGAAAAAAAGGAAGGGAAAAAUAGGAAAACUCUUUUUACAGCUGGCCUGGGAUGAAAGAGGGGACACCUUUGAAGAUCUAUGAAGCACUUCUUUUUCAUUAUUUUGUAUUACGUGUGUGUAUCUCAAAGGGAUGAGGGUUUUCAAAACUGUGCACUGAGAAAGACGCAACAGCAACAUUUGGGACUUUUUUUGUUUACUUCAAACAUUCCUAAUGAAUUUAAUGUCAAGGGUCAAAUGGGGGUGUCAUAUUUUCCAAUCCUUUUUGUUAUCAGAUGAUUAAAAGUUGUGGAUGGAAGAAUUUUGUUGUGCUGGAUGCAGAAAACGGACUCUGCAAUUCAAUACAAGCUGCUGCUACAUGGGAAAGAUCGGCUGUUUAUCUUUUUGAUGGGUUUAACAUCGCACGGAUGUGGAAUCUUUGUUCCCGUACGACGACUAAAA